AAUUCCUAGUAAGAAAGCAAACCACAGUGGCCAACAGUGACUUAGACUAGUUCUUAUAAAAGACCUUGUACCUCCACCCAAAUUCUCCUAACUCAUUUUCCUUUUCCUUCUCUCCCACUCACACUCUCUCUUUCCCUUCCCUCCAUUCUUUCAAAAAAGCAUAAAUUUUCAUCUUCAUAGUUGACAACAUGGACAAUCAAUCUAACUCUCUUCUUAAUUGGGCUUACUUCUGCCAAGGAAAGUCAAUGGAGGAUUUGAGACAAUCACUUCUAUACACAACUUUAGAGCUUGAACAAACAAGAGUAACAGCACAAGAAGAACUCACAAAAAAAGAUGAACAACUAAUGAACCUUAAAGAUCUAAUCAACAACAUCAUUAGAGAAAGAGAUGAAGCACAAGAAAAAUGUCAAAGACUUCUCUUGGAAAAGCUAGUUUUCCAUCAACAACAAAAUGAUCCACUUUCCGGAGUUUCAAGCAUUGAAGAUGAACAAGUUACAAGAAAAGGAAUUGACUCAAACAAUGGUUUUUCUUUGUCUUCUUCAGAUUGUGAAGAAAGCAUUGUUUCUUCACCAAUUAUUGAUCAAUCAAUGAUUGAAGUACUAACACCAAAUAGACCACUACCUGAAAAAGGUAAACUUUUGCAGGCAGUGAUGAAAGCUGGUCCUCUUCUUAAAACUCUUCUUCUUGCAGGACCACUUCCUCAAUGGAAACACCCUCCUCCACCUCUUGAGUCUUUUGAGAUUCCACCUGUCUCUAUACCUAGGAUCCUCCAUCAAGAUUCAAUUUUUAGUAGCAAUAUUGAUACUACUAAUGCUAAUUCUCACUGUGGAAGAGUAAAUAUGAAAAGGGUAUUUUUUGAUGACUCUGAUUCUCCUAAUGAGAAUAAGUACCAAAGGGUUGUACCUUACUGAUUUCUACUUGGUCAGAUUUAUCUAAGUAGCUUUUACUUUAGUAAAUAUUUGGAUUGACAAUGAGAUUGAGAAAAUUACGGUGAAUUACUGCGAUUUUGACUAAAGUUAUGGUUUGAAACUUUAACAAAAUCACAGUGUCACGAUGAUAUUGUCAAACUAAUUGUGAUUUCAAGUAUUUUUAAGAUAGUAGGAUUUUAAGGUUAAUGGACUGAUGUGAUUUAGCAUAUGUAUAUAUAGUGUUUUUUUAUUGGUAGAAAUUGAACUCGGUACUUUGGAGUCCGGAGUUUACGACAGUCAGAUAUAUUGACACCAACCACCUGCGCUAGACUCGGGUGGUAGUGGUAUGUUUGUUUUAGGAGACAAAGUUACGUGGAUUUAACUCAUUGAAAGAAGGAGAUGAAGAAGAAAAAAAACAAACUUUGCUUGAUUUAGGAAAUUUUAGAGUGAAGAAUUUGUGUCCUCUUCACAUUCUACUUUUGCUUUUUGAUGCAAAAGAAGAUUUGAUUUUGUCUAAAAUUAUUGUGUAAGAAAGAUACUAUAGUCCAGCAAGCAUGUGAUGAUUUGAGUUUGUGUGUUGUGUUUGUGAGUGAGAUUGAUGUAUAAGAUCACAUCAUGAAGAAUUAAGAGAAAAUUGGGUGUGGAGUGGUUGAAUUAGGAGGUUAGUGUGACCAACAACCAAAAAGUUAAGGUAUGCUUGUUGGUUUGGGGUGGACCCAAAAGUUUAGAAUCAGUAUCAAUUACUGGUGUGAUGUAUGAUUAUGUUAUACUUUUGUUAGAUAAGUUAUGAUUUAUUCAGGUCUUAUCUUUUGUUUUUUUACAUCAACAAAAUAUUGAUCUCUCUUUCCU
This is a messenger RNA of Medicago truncatula (barrel medic), 1757 nucleotides long. RefSeq lists its product as uncharacterized. The record is from RefSeq and is a predicted model, not a curated record. The transcript has 2 exons. Bases 189 to 911 code for a protein of 240 amino acids. Lineage: Eukaryota; Viridiplantae; Streptophyta; Magnoliopsida; Fabales; Fabaceae.